AUGGCAAACGAGGCAGAGUUGACCAUCACAAAGGUCUGCAACACAAUUUCCACAUCUCUAGCUGGCGAUGACCCGGUAACCAAAGGACAUGUCUCGAAGAAGUACAUCGGUACUUUGGCCGAUCAGCAAGACAUGUUGGCCUUGGGGAAAGACCAAGUCCUGAGGAGAAAUUUUCGGUUCAUCUCCAUCGUGGCCUUCGGGUGCACAUUGAUCGCCUCAUGGGAGGUCAUUUUGACGAUGAUGAGUACUCCCUUAAUGAAUGGUGGAACUGCCGGUUUUAUCUGGGGAUUCGUGGUAGUCGCAGUUGGUGUCACGCUCCUUUUUGCCAGUUUGGCUGAGAUGGCUUCCAUGGCACCCACUGCUGGAGGACAGUAUCACUGGGUUUCGGAGUUCGCACCGAGGCGCUGUCAAAAGUUUCUUAGUUACAUCACCGGCUGGCUAUGCGCAACUGGCUGGGAGUGUGCCAUCGCUUCGAUUGCGUUCUUGGGUGGCACGAUCAUUCAGGGACUGGCUGUCCUCAACUAUCCUGAUUACGUCUUUGAGCGGUGGCACGGCACUCUGAUUACGAUCGCAAUCUCCCUUUUCGCCGUGAUUUUCAACACCUUUCUAGCCAAAAGGCUUCCUCUGGUCGAAGCAUUUGUACUUAUUCUCCACGUCGCCGGUCUUUUCAUCAUCAUCAUUCCGCUUUGGGCACUGGCACCCAUCAGUGACGCGAAGACGGUUUUCACUAAGUUCUCAAAUAGUGGGGAGUGGAAUAGCGAUGGGACUGCAACGAUGGUCAGCUUGGUCACUGCCAUUACUGCCAUGAUUGGAUAUGACUGCACGGUUCAUAUGUCCGAAGAAGUUCGCGAUGCUUCGUCAACCUUGCCCAAGGCCAUCAUGUCGGCCCUCGCAUUGAAUGGAUCGAUGGCAUUUGUCGUUCUGAUUACACUCUGCUUUACCAUGGGAAACGUCGAUGAAAUUCUCGAGACCGACACCGGUUAUCCUUUUAUCCAGGUUUUCUACAACGUCACCAAAAGUUAUCCGGCGACUAAUGCAAUGACAUCGAUUGUAAUCCUCACAAUCAUGUCCAGUGUCAUAACGGAAGUAGCUACCGCCUCGCGUCAAUUGUGGUCUUUUGCUAGGGAUGGUGGUAUUCCAUGCGCUAAAUUUUUCAGUCAUGUCACGCCUGGCUGGAAUAUCCCCCUCAACGCUGUUCUCGUAUCGCUUGCUCUCACCAUUCUACUGAGCCUAAUCAACAUCGGCUCAACCGUGGCUCUAAACGCCUUGAUUACUCUCACUAUCGGAUCAUUAUUAAACUCCUACAUUGUCACCGUUGCCUGCGUCGCAUGGAAAAGAAUCUCCGGAGAGCCCCUUCCCCCUCAUCGCUGGUCCCUAGGCCGCUGGGGUCUUCUUAUCAACCUCGGGGCUUUGGCCUUCCUUAUCCCGGAGUUCAUUUUCGUCAUGUUCCCUUUGACCUCCACGGUUACGCCGGAGUCGAUGAACUGGAGCUCGCUAAUGUAUGGAGGCAUGUUGAUUUUUUCGAUUGCUUACUAUUUUCUUUACGGACGAAAGACCUAUGUUCCACCCGUGGCAUUGGUGAAGCGUGAGUCUUGA
Molecule: messenger RNA, 1596 nt
Organism: Aspergillus affinis
Lineage: Eukaryota; Fungi; Ascomycota; Eurotiomycetes; Eurotiales; Aspergillaceae
Product: amino acid transporter
Exons: 7
Coding region: 1-1596 (531 amino acids)
Biological process (GO): transmembrane transport
Cellular component (GO): membrane
Molecular function (GO): transmembrane transporter activity
Source: RefSeq, a predicted model, not a curated record